Molecule: messenger RNA, 1793 nt
Organism: Malaya genurostris
Lineage: Eukaryota; Metazoa; Arthropoda; Insecta; Diptera; Culicidae
Gene: TfIIB
Product: transcription initiation factor IIB
Exons: 5
Coding region: 288-1238 (316 amino acids)
Biological process (GO): transcription initiation at RNA polymerase II promoter; transcription preinitiation complex assembly
Cellular component (GO): transcription preinitiation complex; nucleus
Molecular function (GO): RNA polymerase II general transcription initiation factor activity; TBP-class protein binding
Source: RefSeq, a predicted model, not a curated record
GAGCCCUCGACUGACAGAAACGCUACGACGACAGAAAACGGUAUAAGCCUUCGAGUAUAGUAACAGAGAAAAAGAAAGGUGAAAGGAUAAAAAAAUAAAAUACAGCCAACCAUCGUAGUGCAAUUCUUGUAUAAGUGCCUAUCAGGAAACAAGACUAUAUUUUAUCUUUCUUUUCAUUGUGAAAGAUUGAUUUUGCUGUUGCAGCUGCUACAAAAAUAAUAGUUGCCCCGUCGCAACAAAUCUUCCAAGCGAAGGUUAACGUUCCUUCGCCAUUUCAAGCAGCAAAAAUGGCAAGUUCUUCAAGAGAUCUUCACCUGAACAAGGUAUGCUGCUAUUCACAUCCAGAUGCACCAUUGAUCGAGGAUUAUCGAGCAGGGGACAUGAUAUGUUCCGAGUGUGGGCUGGUCGUAGGCGAUAGAGUUAUUGAUGUUGGUUCCGAGUGGAGAACUUUUAGCAAUGAGAAGGCGGGAGUUGAUCCAUCACGUGUCGGUGGCCCUGAAAAUCCGCUUCUCAGUGGAGGUGAUCUGUCCACAAUGAUCGGACCUGGAACAGGCCCAGCAUCUUUCGAUGCUUUCGGCACCGCCAAAUACCAAAAUCGACGCACGAUGAGCAGCUCCGAUCGGGCUUUGAUAGCUGCAUUCAAGGAAAUCAGCACCAUGGCCGAUAGGAUCAACCUGCCAAAGACGAUCGUUGAUCGAGCGAAUAAUCUUUUCAAACAGGUGCACGAUGGCAAGAAUUUGAAGGGUCGUUCGAAUGAUGCCAAGGCGUCGGCAUGUUUGUACAUCGCUUGCCGUCAGGAGGGGGUGCCGCGCACUUUCAAAGAAAUUUGUGCUGUUAGUAAGAUCAGCAAGAAAGAAAUUGGACGAUGUUUCAAGCUGACACUCAAAGCACUGGCCACAUCAGUUGAUCUCAUCACGACUGCGGACUUCAUGUCGCGCUUCUGUGCUAAUCUUGACCUGCCGAACACGGUGCAGCGUGCCGCUACGCACAUCGCUCGGAAGGCAGUCGAAAUGGAUAUCGUACCUGGGCGGUCCCCGAUCUCGGUGGCAGCCGCCGCUAUCUACAUGGCAUCACAAGCGUCCGAUCAGAGAAAGACCCACAAGGAAAUCGGGGACAUUGCCGGUGUUGCAGAUGUGACCAUUCGACAGUCGUAUCGUUUAAUGUAUCCCCAUGCCGCCGAACUGUUUCCGGAGGACUUCAAAUUCACCACACCUAUCGAUCAACUGCCGCAGAUGUAAAGUCCGCCGUAGGAUGCUGCGAGUUGCAUCUAUGCUAUGAUAAUUUCAUCUAAAACUUUUACUUUCUUUGAUUUCCGACUAUUAGCACAUUGAUUCCCCACCAUUCGUUCUUUCCUUAUUAAAAGCCCGAGUUACAAUUUUCUAGUGUAUCUGUUUCUAUUACUAUGAUGAAGCGUUUUGAUACAGUAGAAAUUUGUGUGCAGUUCUAAUCCUGCGUCAAGCUCGUAGCAACACUUUAUGAAACAUUGCGACCAGAGGCCCGCCUUUAACACAAAAUGUCACCUCACCUGAUAAGGGAAGUAUGAAUAAUAAUUAUAACUUUAUGUAGGUGUAUUAGUUUUGAGCAUGAAGAAGAUUAACAAACAGUGAAACACAAAACUUUACCGGUUUUUUGAAGGAAUGCAAAAAUAAAACAGCCUUCAAUAAGCAAAUAAAGAAAAAAUACAGGUUAACCGCGUAUGGCUGAACUGCGUGAAGCAUACAAAAUACACAAAAAAACACUAUCAAAUAGUUGUAACACUGAAUUACAAUAAAAAAGCACUUGAACGAAAAGAA